GUUCGGUGGUCAGCCAGUUCUUCGACGCCCGCGCCGACAUUCGCAACAAAGAAAGACUGAGAGGAAAAAAGAGUUAUUCGCGACCAUCUCGAUAGCUUAAGCCGGCGGGCGUGUUUGAAGAGAUGGCUCCAGCGGUGGACGAGCAAGUGCCCUCAGGGCUGGCACCUUGCGAGAAGCCUGACGACAUCGUUAUCACUGGCAUGUCUGGCAGGUUUCCCGAGUCCAACAGCGUCUAUGAGUUCAGGGACAACCUUUACAACAAGGUAGACAUGAUUACCCAGGAUGCUCGCAGAUGGGAUAUUGAUCAUAACGAGAUUCCGCGUCGCAUCGGUAAAAUCAGGGACCUGGAGAAGUUCGAUGCGUCUUUCUUUGCUGUGCACUACAAACAGGCGCAGACCAUGGAUCCCAUGUGCAGGAUUCUGCUUGAGUUGGCUUAUGAGGCGAUUGUCGAUGCUGGAGUAAACCCCCUAAGCCUGCGAGACACCAAGUGCGGCGUCUUCAUCGGCGCGUGUUUCAGCGAGUCGGAGAAAAUCUGGUUUUAUGAGAAGAUUCAGAUCCACGGCUUUGGCAUCACUGGCUGCAGCAGGGCUAUGCUUGCGAACCGAAUUUCCUACUGGCUUGGCAUCCACGGUCCAAGCUACGCAGUGGACACGGCCUGUUCAUCAAGUUUGUACGCGCUGGACCACGCAGUGCGAGCGAUUCGCAGCGGACAGUGCGAUGCAGCCAUCGUCGGUGGCUCAAACCUCACCCUCCACCCCUUCAUCUCACUGCAAUUCGCCAGACUCGGAGUACUCUCACCCGAGGGAAAGUGCAAGUCUUUCGACGCGGCAGCGGACGGCUAUGUGCGCAGCGAAACCGUGGCCGUGAUUUUCCUGCAGAAGGCCAAAGACGCACGCCGUAUUUAUGCAACGGUGAUGCACACAAAAACCAACUGCGACGGAUUCAAGGAGCAAGGCAUCACUUACCCGUCUGGAGUGCAGCAAGGAAUCUUACUGAAGGAAUUUUAUGAAGAGUGCCAAGUGCCACCAGAGAGCCUCGGCUACCUUGAGGCCCACGGAACUGGAACAAAAGUGGGGGAUCCAGAGGAACUGAAUACAAUCGACCGAGUCAUGUGCGCGAACCGCAAAGGGCCUCUGUUGGUUGGAUCUGUGAAAUCCAAUAUUGGGCACUCUGAGCCUGCGUCCGCGCUAUCUUCAGUUAUUAAAAUAGCUAUUGGAAUGGAGUAUGGAGUUAUUCCUCCCAAUCUACACUUCGUAAACCCACGACCAGGAGUGCCAGCCCUUGCUGAAGGCCGAAUUAAAGUGGUAUCAGAUCCAACGCCCUGGGACGGAGGAUUCGCAGGAGUCAAUUCUUUCGGUUUUGGUGGUGCAAAUGCUCACGGGCUUCUGCGCUCUCACCCAGUGCAAAAACCAGAAAAAGACGCAGCCGUUUUAGAUGGAAGACCCCGACUGAUUGUUACCUCCGGAAGGACGAUAGAGGCGGUGGAAACAAUUUUAGCAGAAUUUGAAGACCGGCCAUUGGACAGCGAGUACGUCGCUCUUUUAAACAGCGUGCACGAAGAAAAGAUUCCAGGACACUUGUACCGCGGCUACUCGGUCCUGCAUGCAGGCAAGCAGGGUAAAUCCAAACUGCGCGAAGCCCAGCACUUUCCUGGCGCAAAACGCCCCAUUUGGUUUGUGUUCGCGGGCAUGGGCAGCCAGUGGGUCGGCAUGGGUCGCGACCUGCUGCACAUCCCGGCCUUCGCUAGAGCCAUCGACAAGUGUGACGCGGUGCUCAAGCCCAAGGGAAUCGACAUCCGUCACAUCAUCACCAGUGAUGACCCCAAAAUGUUUGACAACAUUCUCAACGCCUUUGUUGGCAUUGCAGCCGUGCAGGUUGGACUUGUCGACGUGCUCACAGAGACAGGAAUUUACCCUGACGGAAUUGUUGGCCACUCGGUAGGCGAACUGGGAUGUGCUUAUGCCGACGGCUGUUUCACUGGCGAGCAAAUGGUUCUGGCUGCUUAUUCACGUGGUCUGGCGUCUAUUGAAACUCCACUGAUCCAUGGUUCCAUGGCGGCAGUCGGUCUCGCCUACGAAAUGGCAGCUCCUAUGUGUCCACCUGACGUUGAAGUCGCUUGUCACAACGGAACUGACUCUUGCACAAUUUCUGGCCCAGCUGAGUCUGUUGCAAACUUCGUCGCCGAACUCAAGGCAAAGGAAAUUUUCGCAAGGGAGGUCGCGUGCUCCAAUAUUGCGUAUCACUCGCGCUACAUUGCUGACGCUGGUCCCAAGUUGCUCAAAUAUUUGAAAGAAGUUAUUCCAGAGCCAAAGCCACGCUCAGAAAAGUGGAUAAGUAGCUCGGUGCCAUUUUCAAAGUGGGAAAAAGAAGAGUCAAAGUACUCAUCUCCAGAAUAUCACACCAACAAUUUGCUGUGCCCUGUACUUUUUGCUGAGGCGCUGAAGCACUUGCCAAAAGACGCUAUUACCAUUGAAAUUGCUCCUCAUGGGCUUCUGCAAGCUAUACUGAGACGCACACUAAGCUUGGAGUGCACUAACAUUGCUCUGACCCAACGUGGUGCUGAAAACGGGCUUGAUGUUUUGUACAAUGCAUUUGGAAGAAUGUUUGUGGCCGGCUUGCAGCCCAAGGUGAACAAACUGAUGCCACCUGUGAUGUUCCCAGUCAGCAGAGGAACGCCGAUGAUCUCACCUUUAGUUAGGUGGCAACACAGUGAAGAUUGGCACGUUGCUAUUUAUAAAAAUGAGAGCAAACUUGAAACUGGUGAGAGAACCAUUGGUGUGGACUUGCAAGAAGAGGACAACACAUUUUUGACGGGGCACACAAUUGACGGUAGAAUUCUUUUCCCUGCGACAGGAUAUUUGUUCCUUGCCUGGGAGACGUAUGCCUUGAUGAGCAACAAAAUGAUCACUGAUGUGCCGGUUGUGUUUGAAAACGUCAAAUUUUUGCGAGCAACUAAUAUUCCCAGGGAUGGCGCAGUUAGUCUGACAAUUAUGGUGACCAAAGGAACAGGCACGUUUGAAGUGGUUGAAAGCGGGAGCACCGUUGUCACGGGCAGACUCUACCAACCUGAGAAUAUCGCCAAGGAAAUAUUGGACCUUCCGAACCCGAAUUACGAAGAUACUCCUCUUACUCCACCACCUUUGACUCCAAAUGACGUUUACAAAGAAUUGCGAUUGAGAGGAUACAACUAUGGCGGAAUUUUCAAAGGAAUUAAACACGUUCACAGUUCCGGCGAAUACGGUGUUCUGAAAUGGGACGACAACUGGGUCGCGUUUAUGGACACACUCCUGCAGGUGGAAAUUUUGCAGCUCGACUCCAGGUCAUUGUACGUGCCGACAUCGAUUCAAAAAUUGACCAUUGAUCCAAAAAGACAUCUCAACAUGAUCCAAGAAAACAUUACGAGCGAAAUUAAAGAAUUCCCGUUCGCCGUGUACAAGAAGCACGAGGUGCUUCAGUCUGGAGGUGUGGAAGUGAGAGGAUUGCAAGCCAGUGUGAUCGCCAGGCGAAAGCCCAUGGCGGAUCCUCUUUUGGAAACGUACGAAGUUAUUCCUUAUCGUCCAUUAAACGUCCUCAGCGACUCUUCUGCGCUGAGAAUUUGCACGCACAUCGCUCUGGAAAACACCAUGGGCACCAACAAAUACAAGGUCGUCGAGUGGAUUCCACCGAUUGAGGCAAAUCCAAACACUCUCAUCAGCUUAAAGAUGCCGCUCAUUUUCGGGGACCUUCCAGUCAUGAGCGCGGAUAUUGUGCUUUGCGGAGCUGGCGCAAUAAUGACGGAAACGCUGACAGAGGGCAACUUGCUGGUUGGAGUCACUCUGGACGACCGAAAAACCAUAAAUCGUGAUUCGGCAGCCCAUAUCAUGACCUGCGGAGAGGGUACAACUCUGCUUGCACUCCCUGAAGUGCUAAAUGAUGCCGUGGCGGCCACUUUGCCUAGAGGUUUCAUUCUCUUGCAGCUCAGAAAGGGCACCGAGAGAAGCGCUGAGCAGAAAUUAGAGGGACUCGGCUGCACCAUUGUUUCUGUGAUACCAUUUAACGACGAAGACAAUGAGGAAGAAGAGGAAGGCGUGUUUAUGCUUGCCAGAAAGAUGGACAGCGCACAAGCCAAUGAUGUAAAGGACAUGGUGAUUAAGAUACCGGAGGUGGACGCUGAUCUUAAAUUUGGUUGGGUCGCGGAAAUUCAAGAAGCCCUAAAAAUGGAGCCUCUUCCAAAUAGGAUUUAUCUCGUUUCUCAAAACGCCCCACAAUCUGGCAUAAUGGGGCUGGUUAACUGCCUUGCUCGAGAAACUCAAGGGGAUAUAAUUAGGUGCGUGUUCAUUCAGGACCCCUCAGCCCCGCCGUUCUCUCCGCAGGAUCCUCUGUACGCUAGCCAGCUGCGCAGUGACUUGUUGAUUAACAUUUUGGCUGCGGACGGACAAGGCUGGAGCAGCUACAGGCACUUGCCACUCGAGUGCGAAACUGCAAAAGUCACUCACGCAUACGUCAACGUGCUGACGCGUGGUGAUCUGUCCAGCUUCAAAUGGCUCCAGGGCCCGCUGAAUGACCUCAAGCAAAACUUUGGAGAUAAAAACCUCUACCACAUUUACUUUUCGGCACUGAACUUCAGAGAUGUAAUGACUGCGACAGGAAAACUGGCUGUUGAGGUCAUUGCUCCCGACCGCCGCAGUCAAGACUGCGUCCAGGGAUUAGAAUUUUCGGGACGCGACGCAGAAGGCAGAAGAGUGAUGGGAUUGGUUAACAGCGGAGCACUGGCCAACUUGGUUCUUGCUGACCCCUUGCUGGUGUGGGACGUGCCUCCGAGUUGGACCUUGGAAGAGGCAGCCACAGUUCCUGCGGUUUACUGCACAGUCUACUACGCUCUUGUGGUGCGUGGGCGCAUGCGAGCAGGCGAGACCUUGCUGGUCCAUGCCGGUAGUGGCGGCGUCGGCCAAGCAGCCAUAAAUGUCGCCCUGCACAUGGGCUGCGACGUCUUUGUGACCGUCGGCACCCCUGAAAAGAUAGAGUUCAUUAGGAGCCAGUUCCCCCAAAUCCCCGAGGCCAAUAUCGGCAACUCUCGUGAUACCAGCUUUGAGCAAAUGAUCAUGGAGCGCACAGAAGGAAAAGGUGUCGAUCUCGUCCUGAACUCGCUGGCUGGGGACAAACUGCAAGCUUCGCUUCGGUGUCUUGCGAUGCACGGAAGAUUCCUUGAAAUCGGAAAGGUCGACAUGGCUGCGGAUUCGCCACUUGGCAUGCAUUGUUUCUUGAAAGACAUCAGCGUUCACGGAGUUUUGCUCGACUCGAUUAUCGAGGGAACACUUUACGAGAAGAAAAGGCUGCGGGAAAUGUUCGCCCACGGCAUGCGAAGUGGAGCCAUCAAGCCCCUCGCGAGACAAGUUUUCGGACCCAAUCAAGUCGAAAAGGCAUUCCGAUUCAUGGCAGCCGGGAAACACAUUGGAAAAGUUUUGCUGUGCAUCAGAGAAGAAGAGGUUGAUGCGAACGACAAAAGUCUCGUGGUUAGACCAAAGUCACAAACGGUCGAAGCAAUUCCGAGAUUUUUCUGCGACCCAGUGAAGUCUUAUGUAAUUAUUGGAGGACUUGGUGGCUUCGGGCUGGAGCUCGCGGACUGGCUGGUCAUUCGUGGCGCCAAAAAGCUGAUACUUAGCUCAAGAUCUGGCGUGCGCACUGGCUAUCAAGCGUGGAGAAUCAGGCUAUGGGAAAGCUACGGUGUCGAGAUCGUAAUUUCGAGAGCGGAGGUAACGUGUGAGCAAGGCUGCAUAAAUCUUGUGCAACAAGCGCUGAACAUGGGACCGGUUGCAGCGAUUUUCAACCUGGCUGUUGUUCUCCGAGAUGGCAUUUUCGAAAACCAGAAUGAAGAGAAUUUCGCCGUGUCCUACCUGCCUAAAGCGACGACAACAAAGAUCCUGGACAAAGUUACCCGCAAAAUGUGCCCGAAGCUGGAGCAUUUCGUUGUUUUUUCGAGUGUCAGUUGUGGCAGAGGCAAUGCUGGACAAACGAACUACGGCCUUUCAAAUUCCGUGAUGGAGAGACUGUGCGAGCAGCGGCGAUCAGAGGGAUUCCCUGCUCUUGCCGUUCAGUGGGGGGCAAUAGGCGAUGUCGGCUUGGUCGCCGAGAGUAUGACUGAAAAUAAGGACAGCGAGGCACCAGUGGCUGAAUUGGUCAUUGGAGGAACCAUCCAGCAGCGAAUCACAAGCUGUCUUUCAGUACUAGACACUUUCAUGUGUCUUCCUCAGGACGACACGCAGUCAGCUGUGGUUGGAUCCAUGGUGGUGGCUGAAAAAUCCAAAAAGACAGUGGUUGCUGGCUCAGUUGUAGACACCGUUGGAAAUAUUUUGGGACUGAAGGAUUUGAAAACCGUGUCACUUCACUCUACGUUGGCUGAGCUUGGAAUGGAUUCGAUGAUGGCAGUCGAAAUCAAACAAACUCUAGAACGAGAGUUCGAAAUGUUCCUAUCUGCUCAGGACAUAAGAGGACUGACGUUCGCAAGGCUGACGGAACUGGCACACAGUUUGCAAGAAGAGCAUAGAAAUAAAAAAGAAGGAAAAGAAGAUGAUAACUUGUGGAUGAUAGGAGGACUGCAGCACUUGCUGAGUGUGGUUGGUGAACCUGAAAAGGCACGGCAGUCUGCGGUUCCACUGUCUUCAGAAGUCGAAAUCACCGACCAAAGACCUCUUUUCAUGAUUCCCGGCGUUGAGGGUCUCGCCUGGGUAAUGGAGCCUUUGGCUAAACAAAUCAAUCGUCCCGUCGUUUGCUUGCAAUUGCCUUUAGAUGCUAAGAGCCACAACAUCUCCGAUCUCGCUGAUGUACUUUUAGAGCGCCUGCAAAAAGUCCAGAAAAAUGGACCAUACCACUUGGUCGGUUACUCUUACGGCACCAUUCCUUUGAUGGAACUGGUUUUGAAGCUGGAAGACCAAGGUCACGAGGUAAAAGUCGUGCUGGUCGAUGGAUCGCUGGCUUCACUUCAGGGAAUCGCACGAACUGGCGUGUCUGGUGCCAGCACCGCCGAAUGGGAGUCGAACUUCCUCGAAAAGCUGAUGGUCAUAGUUGGAAUCACCGAUGCUACCAAGGUGGCGGCUGAACUAGUCAAACUUCCCGACUGGACUGCAAGACUGGCGGCCACGGCUGCUCAUUUCCCCGACGCGACCCAGCGGGACUUCCACGCGCUCUGCGUCGACGCUGUUCAGAAACGAUGCACGAACCUGCUGAGAUACUCGUGGCCUGAAGGGCGAAAGGUCAAGAGUUCCGUCACCUUGAUAAGAACGGUAACCCGUUUUGUUGGGGCUGAUGAGGACUAUGGGCUCUCAGAGCUGUGCGAUUCAACCGUCACUGUUCACGAGGUGGAAGGAACGCACAUUGGAAUCGUCCACAACCAGAGGACUGCAGAAAUUAUUAACACCGAGGCAUUCAACUGAGAGCUUUGGUGUAAAUAUUUUGCGAAGAAACGACGUGCCAUUUUUUGCGCUGUUUUGUAUUUUAUUGCGGAAGUCUGAAUUUAAGAAACGUAUUUAGAACUUAUAAUUUGUGUUACAUAGAGUUCAACCGGCGACAUAUUUACUCGUCUAUUUGUCGAGUUAUUUAUUUUCCGGUAUUUUUGUUUUUGAGCAAUAAGAAUUUUCUACUUUUUUUUGUUUCGACAGAGUUGCAAAUCGACAAAUAAAGUUUUCCCGCGAGCACUACUUUAUUUGUCGAUUUGCGAUCACAGCUAGCUGAGCUCGACUUUGUUUAAUUUAUACUGUAAAUAGCAGUCGAGGAACUAGAAAUAAAAUUGCCCGCAUAGGGCUCAUUUUAUUUAUAA
Messenger RNA from Cloeon dipterum, 7792 nucleotides. Its product is annotated as fatty acid synthase-like. NCBI's taxonomy places the organism in Eukaryota, Metazoa, Arthropoda, Insecta, Ephemeroptera, Baetidae. The record is from RefSeq and is a predicted model, not a curated record. The coding region runs from base 123 to 7409 and encodes 2428 amino acids. The transcript has 33 exons. Gene Ontology annotation, biological process: fatty acid biosynthetic process. Gene Ontology annotation, molecular function: oxidoreductase activity; 3-oxoacyl-[acyl-carrier-protein] synthase activity; phosphopantetheine binding.